Messenger RNA from Ornithorhynchus anatinus (platypus), 2119 nucleotides. It is a transcript of the gene PHETA1, whose product is annotated as PH domain containing endocytic trafficking adaptor 1. Gene Ontology annotation, biological process: endosome organization; retrograde transport, endosome to Golgi; receptor recycling. Bases 394 to 1182 code for a protein of 262 amino acids. The transcript has 3 exons. NCBI's taxonomy places the organism in Eukaryota, Metazoa, Chordata, Mammalia, Monotremata, Ornithorhynchidae. Gene Ontology annotation, cellular component: early endosome; trans-Golgi network; recycling endosome. The record is from RefSeq and is a predicted model, not a curated record.
ACGGGAGGAGACAGGGCUGAGGAGAGGGAGAAGAGGGAGGAGGGCCGCGGCCCGCGCCGGGAAACAAAGGGUCACCGCGCCGGGGAACAGGGCGGAGGACAGAGCCGGACUGGCUGCCCGCCCCGGCCAUGGCUGCGACCCUCCGACCGGCUCCGGACCCGGACAGGACAAGCCCGGGGGGGCCCUCUUAAGCGGGAGCCGCCCGUGAGUUUUAGGCUGCUUUUGGGAAUUGAGGAUUUGGAGCAAGUGGAGCAAGCAAGUGAGCCCCCGCCCGGAUGAUGUAAAGUUCCAGGCAGUGCUGACCUCCAUCCUGCAUUGUCUUCCCAGCCCAGCUCUACACAUUGCCUAAGGGCAGCCGUUGUGCUGUUCUAGUGGCCACAGGCUGGGGCCAUCAUGAAGCUGAACGAGCGGAGCCUGGCCUUCUACGCCACCUGCGACUCUCCAGCUGAUAACACCGGCUUCCUGUACAAGAAGGGGGAGCGCCACACCGCUUACCACAAGCGCUGGUUCGUUCUCAAAGGCAACAUGCUCUUCUACUUUGAGGACCGGGACAGCCGGGAGCCGGUGGGCGUCAUCAUCCUGGAGGGCUGCACGGUGGAACUGUGCGAGGCCACGGAGGAGUUCGCUUUCGCCAUCCGCUUUGCAGGUGCUCGCUCGCGCACCUAUGUCUUGGCGGCCGACAGCCAGCCGGCCAUGGAGACGUGGGUCAAGGCCCUGUCCCGGGCCAGCUUUGACUACCUGCGCCUGGUGGUGCGCGAACUGGAGCAGCAGCUGGAGGAGGUGCGGGGCAGCGAGGCUGGCGGCAAGCGGGCCCAGCGGUGCUCUCCGGGCCACCGGAGGAGCCAGCCAGAACCCGUGGCCCCGCCCCGGAGGGACCGCCCUGUCCACGCCUGCCCCGCUGGCUCCAAAGACAACGGCUGCGCUGUGUGGAGCACCGACCCUAGCGCUUGGCCCAAUGGCACGGGUCCUGGGCCCAGGGCUGCCAGGCUGAGCCACGACGGGAGUCCCCAGCCCCCACCGCUGCCCCCUCGCCGGAGGCCCUCGGGCACCUCUGUCCAUUCGCUGGCUCUGGAGAGUCCCUUCUCGCCCGGCACGGCCUCCUUUGGCAAGCUGCAUGAGUGGUACGGGAGGGAGAUUGUGGAGUUGAGGAGGGAGUGGCUGGAGAGCCAGGGCCAGCUGUGAUGGAGCCACGGCCCAGGGAGUGAUUGCGGAGGGCAGUGGGGACCCUGAGCCAUCCUGGGAGCCUGUUCCUCACCGUGGGGGAAGCUCUGCCUCGGGAAAGUUCCUAGUUGCGGGCCUGAGUGAAGGCCUUCCUGUGUGCUUGCAGGGUGGAAGAGGGAGAGGACGCUCUCUCUUCUAAGCCUCCAAGAUGAAAGCGCCAGGUUUUCCUUCUGACUCUUGGGGCUGUCAUCGAGGAUUUCCGGACUGUGUGCCCACCAUUGCUGGCAAUGCUGGGUAUCUGGGCAGCGGCCCCUGAGCGAUGACUCUGGAUGGGAGUCCAGGCCCCCUACCAACUGACCCCGAUCUGGCUGAGCAGCUCCUGUCCAGGAAGUAGGGGAUGAGCUAAUGGCUGGCUGCAGCAGGAGUCCCGUGUAAACAGAUUCAGGCUCUUCUCAUCAUCUCGCUUCCUUUCUCACUGCUCUGCCAGUCUCCCUGAUAGCCUCACACUACCCCAAACCAGCUCUCCUAGGAGCUGAAAGUGUGAACCAGCUAUCCUGGGGUGUGAAAGUGUGAGCUCCCACCCUAGCUGAAGUAACCUGGGCCACAGUCCGCCUAUGUUGUUUCCAACCUCCCUCAGCCAGUCUGCCUCUCCUCUAGCAAAAUGGCCCUUCAGCCUUCUGGGAGCAACGAGAAGGCACCACAUAUCUGCCCUUCCUCCCUGACCACCCAACCUCUUGGAGAGAGACCUGAGCUACCUGAGGGAGAGGGGGACUAGACUGCCCUCGGAGCCAAACAUUUUACCCUAUCACCUGUAGAAUGGGGUUCAGUUCAAACAUUUUACCCUAUCACCUGUAGAAUGGGGUUCAGUUAUCUCUCCGGCUGACCUCCCUUCUAAAGCUGAUCUUUCAGUUCAGGCUAGAGGGGUGAUGGAAUCUGGAAUAAAAUCUGGCACUACCAG